AAGAACGAAAGACAAAACCAAAAAACUCUUACCGUUUGGCGCUCUCGGCCGACGGCCGGCCUUCAAAUUUGUCUCAUACCCGACGAACCCUCUCUCUCCCCAAAGAUUCUCCUUCUCUGCUAUCGUCACCAUGCAAACUUUCUCUAUAAAUGAUUUCUCUCUCGAUCUCUCUCGCUUCGCCUCCAUGACCAACCAUGGACUCCCAGCUUCCCGCCAUUUCUCUCACUCUUGUGUUCUUCCUCUGCACCUUCUUCUCCUUGGCUCGCUCGUCGACGAUCGGCGUCGGCUACAUCUCGCGGCUUCUCGAACUCCAGGACCGCGAGCGAGCUCCUCCCUCGGUGCAGGAGGCCGCGGCUAGCGCCGUUCUCCAUCGGCUGCUUCCUUCUCAUUCUUCCAGCUUCGACUUCCAAAUCGUCUCCAAGGAGCAAUGUGGUGGUGAGUCUUGCUUUAUGAUCAAGAACAAUCCUUCUUUUAUUCAGCGUGGGGAUCCAGAAAUUCUAAUUUCUGGGGUCACUGGAGUGGAGAUUUUGGCUGGUCUGCACUGGUAUUUGAAGUAUUGGUGUGGUUCACAUAUAUCUUGGGAUAAAACUGGUGGCGUGCAGCUGUUUUCAGUACCUAGAGCUGGCUUGCUUCCCCGUGUUAAAGAUGCUGGUAUCUUGGUCCAGAGACCUGUUCCUUUGAACUACUACCAGAAUGCUGUUGCAUCUAGCUAUUCUUUUGCUUGGUGGGACUGGAAAAGAUGGGAAAAGGAAAUUGAUUGGAUGGCUCUCCAAGGUAUCAAUUUCCCACUAGCAUUUACAGGACAAGAAGCUAUUUGGCAGAGGGUUUUCCAGAAAUUUAAUUUAAGCAAAACGGAUUUGGAUGAUUUCUUUGGAGGCCCUGGAUUUCUUGCAUGGUCACGUAUGGGAAAUCUGCAUGGAUGGGGUGGACCACUACCACAUAGUUGGUUGAAUCAACAGCUGAUUCUGCAGAAGAAAAUUCUUGCCAGAAUGUUUGAACUUGGAAUGACUCCAGUUCUUCCGGCCUUUUCUGGAAAUGUUCCUGCGGCAUUGAAAUAUAUAUUUCCAUCAGCAAAGAUAACACGUUUGGGAAAUUGGUUCUCGGUUGAGAGUGACCUUAAGUGGUGCUGCACUUAUCUUCUUGAUGCAACCGAUCCCCUGUUUAUUGAGAUUGGGAGAGCAUUUAUAGAGCAACAACUGAAAGAAUAUGGAAGGACCGGUCACGUAUACAACUGUGAUACUUUUGAUGAGAACACUCCACCUGUAGAUGAACCAGAGUAUAUCUCUUCACUAGGUGCUGCAAUAUUUAGGGGAAUGCAAAGUGGUGAUAAUGAGGCUGUCUGGCUUAUGCAGGGGUGGCUGUUUUCAUAUGAUCCGUUUUGGAGACCUCCACAAAUGAAGGCACUUUUACAUUCUGUUCCCGUGGGGAGGCUGGUAGUCCUUGAUCUGUUUGCUGAAGUGAAACCUAUAUGGACUACUUCACAACAAUUCUAUGGUGUUCCCUUCAUAUGGUGUAUGCUGCACAACUUUGCAGCAAACAUUGAGAUGUAUGGAAUUUUAGAUGCAAUAGCAUCUGGACCAGUUGACGCUCGUAAAAGUGAAAAUUCAACGAUGGUUGGUGUUGGAAUGUCAAUGGAAGGUAUCGAACAAAAUCCUGUGGUUUAUGACCUUAUGUCUGAAAUGGCAUUUCGACACAACAAAGUUGAUGUCAAGAAGUGGAUUCACUUAUAUUCGAAAAGACGCUAUGGCCAAUCAGUUCCUUUAAUACAAGAUGCCUGGAAUAUAUUGUAUCACACUGUCUACAACUGCACUGACGGUGCCUAUGACAAAAACAGGGAUGUAAUUGUGGCAUUUCCCGAUGUUCAUCCUUCCUUUAUUUCAGUUCUGCAAGAAAGGUAUAACCACUAUGGAAAAUCAGUAUCAAGAAGAGUAGCCCUAGAGGAAAUAACUGAUUCAUUUGAUCAGCCUCAUCUAUGGUAUUCAACUUCUGAAGUAAUACAUGCAUUAGAACUUUUCAUUGCAAGUGGAGAUGAACUAUCAGAAAGUAACCCUUACAGGUAUGACCUUGUUGACCUAACUAGACAAGCUUUAGCAAAACAUGCAAACCAGCUAUUCUUAAACAUUAUAGAAGCCUAUCAGUUGAACGAUGUCCAUGGAGUGGCCAGCCAUAGCCAGAAGUUUCUGGACCUCGUGGAAGAUAUGGACAAACUCUUAGCCUGCCAUGAUGGAUUUCUUUUGGGACCUUGGUUAGAAAGUGCAAAAAAACUUGCCCAUGGUGAAGAACAAGAACAACAGUUUGAAUGGAAUGCAAGAACUCAAAUAACCAUGUGGUUUGACAACACAGAGAAAGAAGCUAGCCUGCUUCGUGAUUACGGAAACAAGUACUGGAGUGGACUUUUACGAGAUUACUAUGGCCCACGAGCAGCUAUAUAUUUCAAGUUCUUGAUAGAAAGUUUAGAGGAGGGGCAUGAUUUUCAGUUGAAGGAUUGGAGGAGGGAGUGGAUAAAGCUUACAAAUGAUUGGCAAAAGAGUAGGAACCCAUUCCCAGUGGCAAGCACUGGAAAUGCUCUAGAAACAUCCCGGUGGCUUUACAACAAGUAUUUGAGAAGUUCUGACACAUAAAAUUAUCAAAUGAAGAUGCCAUUGCAUGGAUCAAUGUACUUCCUGUAUAAAAGGAAUAAUCUGUAAACUGGUGCUUAGUGCCGCAAAAUAUCCUUCUUAGUAUAUUUGCCUGUUCUUUCCA
Molecule: messenger RNA, 2742 nt
Organism: Alnus glutinosa
Lineage: Eukaryota; Viridiplantae; Streptophyta; Magnoliopsida; Fagales; Betulaceae
Product: alpha-N-acetylglucosaminidase-like
Exons: 19
Coding region: 195-2621 (808 amino acids)
Source: RefSeq, a predicted model, not a curated record